Messenger RNA from Clavispora lusitaniae ATCC 42720, 606 nucleotides. It is a transcript of the gene RRS1, whose product is annotated as Rrs1p. NCBI's taxonomy places the organism in Eukaryota, Fungi, Ascomycota, Pichiomycetes, Serinales, Metschnikowiaceae. The record is from RefSeq and is a predicted model, not a curated record. Gene Ontology annotation, molecular function: protein binding. Gene Ontology annotation, cellular component: preribosome, large subunit precursor; nucleus; nucleolus. Gene Ontology annotation, biological process: ribosomal large subunit biogenesis; endonucleolytic cleavage in ITS1 to separate SSU-rRNA from 5.8S rRNA and LSU-rRNA from tricistronic rRNA transcript (SSU-rRNA, 5.8S rRNA, LSU-rRNA); ribosome biogenesis.
AUGUCUGAACAGAAAUUCAAGCCCGUGACUGUGAACAAGCCGAUCCCUAAUACCUUCGACUUGGGAAACUUGGCUACCUUUGAUCCAAACCCUUUGGACAAUGCAAAGUUGAAAGAUCCGGAACAGAAGGAAGCGUAUUUGGCCUCCGUCACAAGAGACAACCUUCAACUUCUUAUUAACCAGGUUUUGUCCUUGCCUAUCCAGACUACUACAGACACUCAUGGCUCAUCGACAGGCCAAGAUUCUACCAUGACUCUCAUACGCUUACCAGAACCAUCCACUCCUUUGCCUAGAGAAAAGAGCAUUCCAAAGGACAAGCCGCUCACCAAAUGGGAGCAGUUUGCUGCUAAGAAGGGAAUCAAAGCCAAGGCUAAGGAUGGUAAGUUGGUUUAUGAUGAGGCGACAGGAGAAUGGGUUCCAAAGUGGGGCUACAAAGGAAAGAACAAGGCUCUUGAUGACCAAUGGUUGGUUGAGUUGGACGAUAAGGUGAAGGGUACCCCAGAUGAAUUGAUUGACCCAAGAAAGCUUAGUCGUAUGGAGAGAAAAAAGUUGGUGAAGAAGAAUGAGGCGCAACACAAGAGAAACUUGAGAAACCAGCUGGCAUGA